GCCAUAUAUAUUUCAUAAGCAUAUUAAAUCACACUCUGCGUGUCGUUUAACUAGCGUUACGAUCGUUGGGUGUUGCUUCCGUAACCCUGGGGCAACGUUAGAUGCACAGAUUUAUGCCUUGAAAACUUGCACAGUAGUUCACACCUCAAAAAUAUUACGUGGAAAAGUAAAUUAACGCUAAUCAAGAUGAAGGCUGAACUUGCGCUGUUUCGCAAGUGGCCCUACGACAGCGUCAGCUUGUCCGACCUCUCACUGGUCGACUGCAUCGCCAUCCAGGGCAAAGCUCGUGUUUUUACACCUCACACCGCCGGAAGAUACCAGAAGAAGCGUUUCAGGAAGACUCUAUGCCCAAUUGUCGAGCGUCUAGUCAACUCAUUGAUGAUGCAUGGCAGGAACAGCGGAAAGAAACUGAAGGCUAUCCGUAUUGUUAUGCACGCAUUCGAGAUCAUCCAUUUGAUGACGGACCAGAACCCUAUUCAGGUAUUUGUAGAUGCCGUGAAGAACGGUGGUCCCAGGGAAGACUCUACCAGAAUCGGUUCUGCAGGUGUCGUACGUCGUCAGGCAGUCGAUGUCUCUCCACUAAGGAGGGUUAACCAGGCUAUAUACCUGAUAUGUACCGGUGCCAGGAACGCAGCAUUCAGAAACAUCAAAACUAUCGCGGAGUGCUUAGCUGACGAAAUCAUGAACUGCGCAAAGGAAUCGCCCAGCUCCUACGCCAUCAAGAAGAAAGAUGAAAUCGAACGUGUUGCCAAGGCUAACCGUUAAACAGUAUUCAU
Babesia bovis T2Bo is the source of this 776-nucleotide messenger RNA. RefSeq names its product 40S ribosomal protein S5/S7 family protein. Gene Ontology annotation, biological process: ribosomal small subunit assembly; translation. The record is from RefSeq and is a predicted model, not a curated record. The coding region runs from base 187 to 765 and encodes 192 amino acids. Gene Ontology annotation, molecular function: mRNA binding; structural constituent of ribosome; rRNA binding. Gene Ontology annotation, cellular component: ribosome; cytosolic small ribosomal subunit. NCBI's taxonomy places the organism in Eukaryota, Apicomplexa, Aconoidasida, Piroplasmida, Babesiidae. The transcript is spliced from 3 exons.